This is a messenger RNA of Coffea arabica (coffee), 2630 nucleotides long. Lineage: Eukaryota; Viridiplantae; Streptophyta; Magnoliopsida; Gentianales; Rubiaceae. The record is from RefSeq and is a predicted model, not a curated record.
AUGAAUUCAGUUUCCCUGAAAACAGCAAGAAGUUUAUUAUGGUGGAGAACUCUACAUGGGCCUGUGUCCCUGCUUGAGAACAAUAUAGCACGUUACUUGUCACUUGUGAUCCUGACAUUCAUGUUCCAUAUUUUUGCACUUCAUGGACCUGUUAAUUAUGUAAACAAGCCACAAUCUUCAACAGAAAAUGUCCUCAUUCUGGAAUACAUGGAUGGUGUUCGUUUAAAUGACCUUGAAUCACUACAAGCUUUGGGUGUUGACAAACAAAAGCUCGUGGAAGAAAUCACACGGGCGUAUGCUCACCAGAUUUAUGUUGAUGGAUUUUUUAAUGGUGACCCUCAUCCUGGAAACUUUCUUGUGAGCAAGGAACCUCCACAUCGUCCAAUCCUUCUUGAUUUUGGGCUCACUAAAUCACUAUCAAGCUCUAUGAAACAAGCUCUAGCGAAAAUGUUUCUGGCAUCUGUUGAGGGUGAUCAUGUUGCACUCCUAUCUGCUUUUGCAGAAAUGGGCCUUAAGUUACGCUUGGACAUGCCAGAGCAGGCGAUGGAGAUAGCAAAUGUGUUUUUCCGUGCAUCAAGACCAGCAAAUGAAGCUCUUGAAAAUGUCAAAUCUUUAGCUGAGCAAAGGGCUAGAAAUAUGAAGUUCAUACAAGAAAAGAUAAAUCUUAACCAAAAUGAAAUAAAAUAUUUUAAUCCGGUUGAUGCUUUCCCAGGUGAUAUUGUUAUAUUUACCCGUGUCAUCAAUCUGCUCAGAGGGCUUUCAUCGACAAUGAAUGCUCGAAUAGCAUAUUUUGAUAUUAUGAGACCAUUUGCUGAAUCUGUUUUACAGAGGAGCCAUAGUGAAGGCUCAUCACUGAACAAAGAUUGGAUCUUCAAUAGCCCUGCCCAUUCUGAUAUUGAAGUCAAGCUGAGAAAUCUCCUAACUGAACUAGGGAAUGCCAAUAAAAUCCUUGGAAUCCAGGUAUGUGCCUACAAAGAUGGAGAAGUGAUCAUUGAUACUGCUGCUGGAAUUCUGGGAAGAUAUGAUCCUCGACCGGUUCAACCUGAUAGCUUAUUUCCAGUUUUCUCAGUAACAAAGGGAAUCACAUCUGGGCUGUUACAUUGGCUAGUUGAUAAUGGGAAGUUGAGGCUUGAGGAUAACAUCCAAAACAUUUGGCCAGGAUUUGGAUCAAAUGGAAAAGAUCAAAUAAAGGUUCAUCAUGUGCUUAACCACACCAGUGGUCUGCAUAAUGCUCUAGCUGAGCUUAUGCGGGAGAACCCAUUGCUAAUGACUGAUUGGGAUGAAUGUUUGAACUGCAUGGCUAUGACAGCCCCUGAAACUGAACCUGGCAGUCAGCAGCUGUACCACUAUUUGUCAUUUGGUUGGCUUUGUGGAGGCAUUAUAGAGCAUGCAUCAGGAAAGAAGUAUCAGGAAAUUCUCGAAGAAGCAUUUAUUCAUCCUCUUAAGAUUGAUGGCGAGCUGUAUGUUGGAAUUCCUCCAGGAGUGGAGUCCCGGCUGGCCACGCUAACUUUGGACAUGGAUGAUCUAAACAAGAUCUCUACUAUUGGCAACCGUUCAGACCUACCUUCCAGCUUCCAGCCACAAGAUAUUUUGCAGCAGCUGACCAGUCUUCCUUCUCUGUUUAACACCCUCCAAGCUCGCCGAGCCAUCAUACCAGCUGCAAAUGGACACUGCUCAGCUCGUGCACUUGCACGCUACUAUGCUGCACUUGUUGAUGGAGGGGUGGUGCCAGCACCCCAUUCUUCUUCGGGGCCUCCACUUGGAAGCCAUCUUCACACUCCAAAAUUUCCUACUAAGAAUAUUUGCAAGAAAAAUAGAGCUGCAAAUAUCAAAAACUUGUUGACUGCAUCGAAGAAGAUUGGUAACUUUCACCAACGGCAAGAACAUGAUAGUUCUGGUGGAGGUAAUUCUCGCAGGACUGCAAGGGGUAACAGUUACACUAGAGUUCCUAUCGACUCUAGCAGUAGCAAACCUUGUGCAUCUGAAGGUGAUAGUUUUGAUGGUAGAAAUGUUAGCAAGCUCUUCUGUAGCCCUCGGAUUCAUGAUGCUUUCAUGGGCGUUGGAGAAUAUGAAAAUCUUGCCCUUCCAGAUGGGCAGUUUGGGCUUGGUUUUAAGAGAUCUUACACAAUGAGUGGCGACAUUGUUGGCUUUGGGCAUUCAGGUAUGGGUGGCUCUACUGGCUAUUGCAACAUAGAACACAGAUUUGCAAUAGCUGUGACUAUCAAUAAGAUGUCAAUGGGGACUGUAACUGCUAAAGUAAUCGAUUUAGUUUGCACAGAGCUUAAUAUCCCAUUGCCAAAGGAGUUGCGUAGGUUUGUGGAGGGAUCACCUGAUGACGUGCUAAAUUCGGGAACACCUAUCAUCAAUUGAGGGAAAUCCAUUUUCACAAGUUUUUUUUAUUGUGCAAAUAUGUACAUGGAGGAGCAUUUGUUGCCUCAUCCUUUGUUAAGUUUAAGAUUUGGGUUUUGGGUGCUGAAGGUUCGUCAAUCCGGCUUUGAUUGACUAGUUCGCACCUGAAAUUGCAGAAAUGUGCGAACUGUGAAGAGGGAUUUUUUUCUUUUGGAAUGAACUUAAAAUUAAAUAUCCUCCAUCUAUCAAAUUAUUCCUAUUGAUUAAUCAACAAAAAAAAA